AUGGGGCGGGGCCGCAGCGAGGAUGGGCGGGGCCUGUCCCGCUCCUGGGCCGGCCCCCGCCCCCGCGCCCCCGCCCCGUCCGAGCUGGACCGAGCGGACGCGGCGCUGCUGCGGAAAGCGCUGGAGGGAGCGUUCCUGGCCUGGUUCCGGAACGGGCUCUUGGCCACCGGCAUCGGCGUCAUCGCCUUCGUGCAGAGCGACACCGGCAGGGACGCGGCCUACGGUUUUUUCCUGCUGGGGGGGCUCUGUGUGUCCCACGGGGGGGUCUCCUACGUGCUGGGCCUGGCUCUGCUGCGGCGGCCGCUGCUCCUCUCGGCCCCCUCUGCGGCCGCCUCGGCCGCGCUGCCCGCGCUGCUCGCGCUGCUCUGGGCGGCCGCCCUGUCCCUCUACGUGGGGCGGCUCGAGGUCGAGAUCGUCCCCGAGGAGCCCUCGAGGAGCCCCCGAGAAGUGACGGGGGAGGGGGACGUCCUGGAUGAGCACUGGGAUCUGCUGGAUGAGCGCUGGGAUCUCCUGGAUGAGCGUUGGGAUCUCCUGGAUGAGCGUUGGGAUCUCCUGGAUGAGUGUUGGGACCUCCUGGAUGAGCCUCAGGACGUCCUGGAUGAGCACUGGGAUCUCCUGGAUGAGCGUUGGGAUCUCCUGGAUGAGUGCUGGGAUCUCCUGGAUGAGUGCUGGGAUCUCCUGGAUGAGUGCUGGGACCUCCUGGAUGAGCCUCAGGACGUCCUGGAUUAG
Molecule: messenger RNA, 729 nt
Organism: Myiozetetes cayanensis
Lineage: Eukaryota; Metazoa; Chordata; Aves; Passeriformes; Tyrannidae
Gene: TMEM160
Product: transmembrane protein 160
Exons: 5
Coding region: 1-729 (242 amino acids)
Source: RefSeq, a predicted model, not a curated record